UUCUUCUGCCUGGCGCUUCUGGCCAGCCUCGGGCGAGGCGAAGAGAAGAGAGUUUGUCAAGGAACCAGCAACAAGUUGGCCCAGCUGUCCAGCGAAGAAGAACAUUACAAGAGUCUGAAAAGGAUGUACGAGGGCUGUGAGAUCGUGCUGGGCAACCUAGAGAUCACCUAUAUAAGUAAUUCAUAUAACCUUUCUUUCUUGAAGAGCAUACAAGAAGUGGCUGGCUAUGUGCUGAUCGCCGUAAGCGAGGUGAAAAGUAUUCCUCUGGAGAACCUCCGGAUAAUCCGAGGAAACACCUUAUACGAAGGUACUGCCCUGUCCGUGUUGAUCAACUAUAACUAUAACUACACAACAGGACUGGAAGAGCUGCCGCUGAGGAAUUUAACAGAAAUUCUACAUGGAAACGUAAAAUUCAAAACGAAUCCUUAUCUGUGCAACAUGGACAAUGUGCGGUGGGAUGACAUUGUACCUAAAGGAGCAUCUGUGAGUUUUGCAACUUCUGUGAGAAGAGGAGACCCCUUGGAGCAGUUAUUGUCGAAACCGAGCAAUAGAACUUGCCCCCCAUGCCAUCCCAGUUGUUCAGGAGCCUGUUGGGGUCCUGGUCCAGAUAACUGCCAAAAAUUAACUCGGAGCAUCUGUGCGCCGCAGUGCUCUGGCCGAUGCAAGGGGAAGGAGCCCAGCGACUGUUGCCAUACUCAGUGUGCAGCGGGAUGCACGGGUCCUAGGGACAGUGACUGCUUGGCUUGUCGCAAUUUUUCGGAUAAUUCCACCUGCAAGGAAUCUUGCCCACCUUUGCAAAAAUAUGAUUCUUUCGAACAUCAGAUGACGAACAACCCAGAUGGAAAAUACAGUUUUGGAGCAACUUGUGUAAAGAAGUGUCCGCAUAACUAUUUGGUAACAGAUCAUGGCUCGUGUGAUCGGUCGUGUCCUCCAAACUCUACCGAGAUAGAACAAGAUGGCAUUCGAAAAUGCAAAAAAUGUGAUGGCUUCUGUAGCAAAGUAUGCAAUGGGCUCGGAAUGGGUAAACUCAAAGAUAUCUUAGCUGUCAACGCGUCCAAUAUAGACAAUUUCGUAAACUGCACCGUAAUCAACGGCCACCUCUCAUUUCUGCUAGUAACAUUUUUAGGUGACACAUAUACAAAAACCCUUCCUUUGGAUCCAAAGAAGUUGGAUGUCUUUAAAACUGUUAAAGAAAUCACAGGAUUUUUGUUGAUCCAGGUAUGGCCAGAAAAUGCCACUGACUUGAGUGUGUUUGAAAACUUGGAGGUUAUCCGAGGCAGAACAAAACAACACAGCCGAUAUGCAGUUGCUGUCACUGGCGUGGGCAUAAAAUCUCUGGGCUUGCACGCUCUCAAGGAAGUAAGCGACGGGGACGUUGCGAUUUUGAAAAACAGGAACCUCUGCUAUGCUAACGCCGUGAACUGGACCGCGCUCUUCAGAACAAACAAUCAAAAAGCAAUUCUCGUCAAUAAUGGAAACGAAACGGAGUGCGCUGCUACGAGACAGUUUUGUCAUCCCCUCUGCUCGGAUGAUGGCUGCUGGGGCCCAGGGCCUUUCCAGUGCUUUUCCUGUAGCCACUUUUCUCGCGAACGGGAGUGUGUGCAAGAGUGCAAUAUUCGGCAAGGGGAGCCGCGAGAGUUUAUGAACCAUUCCAAGUGUGUUCUGUGCCAUCCAGAAUGCUUAGUGGAAAAUUCAACUGAGCCGGCUUGCACAGGACCGGGUCCCACCAACUGCACCAAGUGUGCUCACUUCAUGGAUGGACCUAACUGUGUUAGAACUUGCCCUAAUGGCAUUCUGGGUGAAAACGAUAUCUUAAUCUGGAAGUACCCCGAUAAAAAUUCAGUGUGCCAGCUGUGUCAUCAAAACUGUACCCGUGGAUGUAAAGGACCAGGGCUUGAAGGUUGUCCCAAUGGCUCCAAGGUCCCCUCCAUUGCUGCUGGAAUCGUUGGCAUCAUGUUUGGCUUGCUCCUCAUUGCCCUGGGCAUCGGUCUCUACAUACGGAGGCGUCGCAUUGUCAGAAAGCGUACUUUGCGCCGGCUGCUCCAGGAAAGAGAGCUUGUGGAGCCUUUGACACCCAGCGGAGAAGCGCCAAAUCAGGCUCUCUUAAGGAUUUUAAAGGAAACAGAAUUUAAGAAGGUCAAAGUUCUCGGCUCUGGAGCUUUUGGUACCGUUUACAAGGGGCUCUGGCUUCCAGAAGGGGAGAAAGUUAAAAUUCCUGUGGCUAUUAAGGAAUUGAGAGAGGCCACAUCCCCCAAAGCCAACAAAGAAAUUCUCGAUGAAGCGUAUGUGAUGGCCAGCGUCGACAACCCCCACGUAUGCCGUUUGCUGGGAAUUUGUCUGACAUCCACCGUUCAGCUCAUCACCCAGCUUAUGCCUUACGGCUGCAUCCUCGAUUACGUCCGGGAAAACAAGGAUAACAUUGGCUCCCAGUACCUUCUCAACUGGUGCGUGCAGAUUGCUAAGGGGAUGAACUAUCUGGAGGAGCGCCGUUUGGUACACCGGGAUCUGGCUGCCAGGAACGUUCUUGUGAAGACACCCCAGCAUGUGAAGAUCACGGACUUUGGAUUAGCCAAACUGCUGGGGGCAGAGGAGAAGGAAUAUCACGCAGAAGGUGGAAAAGUCCCAAUUAAAUGGAUGGCUUUAGAGUCUAUUCUGCAUCGCAUUUAUACUCACCAAAGUGAUGUUUGGAGUUACGGUGUCACAGUGUGGGAACUGAUGACGUUCGGAUCGAAACCCUAUGAUGGGAUCCCAGCCAGCGAGAUUUCCACUGUCCUGGAGAAAGGAGAGCGCCUGCCUCAGCCUCCCAUUUGCACCAUCGAUGUCUAUAUGAUCAUGGUCAAAUGCUGGAUGAUCGAUGCAGAGAGUCGUCCCAAAUUUCGCGAACUGAUAGCAGAAUUCUCCAAAAUGGCUCGGGAUCCCCAGCGCUAUCUGGUUAUACAGGGUGACGAAAGAAUGCACUUACCCAGCCCAACAGAGUCGAAAAUUUACCGUUCCAUCAUGGACGAGGAGGACAUGGAGGACAUUGUGGAUGCAGACGAAUAUCUCAUUCCACAUCAGGGAUUUUUCAGCAGCCCAUCAAAUUCUCGAACACCACUCUUAAAUUCGAUGAGUUCUACCAGCAAUAAUUCUACAGUGAUCACCUGCAUAGAUAGAAAUGGGGGAUACCCAGUGAGGGAAGACAGUUUCAUCCAGAGAUACAGUUCAGAUCCAACGGGGGUCUACCUGGAUGACAGCUUGGACGAUGGCUUCUUGCCCGCACCAGAAUACCUGAAUGAGCUUGAGACCAAAAAGCCGUCUGCUUCCAUGGUGCAGAAUCCAGUCUACAACAGCGUCACCCUCCCUGCUGAUUCAAAAGUGGAGCCAAACCAUCAGAGUUCCCGCAGCACAGCGCUGGACAACCCGGAGUAUCUCAACACGAGCCUGUCUCCUUUGGCUAACGGGGUUUUCGACAGCUCCCCCUUCUGGGACCAAAUAAAUCUGGACAAUCCAGAUUACCAGCAAGACUUCUUGCCCAGGGAGACCAAAACAAACGGCCUCUCUAAAGUCCCUGCGGCUGAAAAUCCAGAAUACCUGAGGGUGGCACCACCCAAAAGCGAAUAUAUCGAAGCUUCGGCGUGACCACUGAGAGAGGCUUCUCUUUGCCCCACUAACAAGCCGGGGACACUGGCAACCAUGCUGGUUGCUGUAGAAACAAGCUAUGGACAGAUAAAGGAGUGAUCACAGCCAUACCUCUAGGCACACUUCUCCUUCCAGUUGUUGUGUGCUCACUUCACCCAGCUUGCUUAAGACUUCUCUGGCUUCUGCCUGUAUGAGAAACAACAUCAAAUGAGCAAGAAGUCCAUUCCUAUCUUUCUUAGCAAGCUAUAUAGGGUCAGACUUCUAUAUGGACAUGAAAGGCUGUGAUCAGUAUCCACUUAUGCCCCUUUGAUGCUGUGUAUUUUUUUUUAAAAUGUUAGUUUUCAAGAGCUUUUAUGAAAUCAAGACGUCUGGAGGAUGAACUGUUGGCUGCCGUUCAAAUGGCACGUGGGGUGGUGGUGGUUUUGUUUCGUUUUAAAUAGAGACGAUAUUUUUUUCCAAGUCUCUCGGGCAACCCUCACCCAGCUCAUGAGGGUAAAGAAGAGCUCAUUCCCGUGCGGUUGCCUGACUCUUUAAACACCAGCUUCACUUGGUAUUUUGUGGUACAAAAGAAAGAGAUUCUUCACGUGGGGGUUCUGUUCAAACUGUUUCUGAAAAACUGAAUUGUUGGGGGCAGAAUUGGACUCUUCCUGGUCCAUUGGACAGAAGGGCUUGCCCUGGAGCAUUCACCACCGAGACCACUAUUCCGGGGAACCCGGAACUCCAGAAGCUUCCGCCAUUGCUCAGAGAAGCUCAUAAAGGACUCACUAGACUUGUCUGUAAAAUGGUCACUGUUGGUUGCAAACGGCUUUUCUUUUGCUUUUAUUUUUCUGGUUCCACUGUUUUUCUCUGGAGUCAGGAAUGAUGAGUUUCAAAAAAUGACCUUUAGAAAGCUGUAAGCAAAAAAAAAUUUUUCUUUAAAAAAAGAAAUAUCAAUACUCUCUGCCAUUUGGCACAUUUAAAAGAAAAUGAAUUUAAACAUUUAGGACAUGCCAGGGCUGCAGUUUGUCUGAAGUGACUAUGCUGGCAUAGCUGUUCUUACAAACACACACACACACACACACACACCAACCUUCUAAGAUGUUCUGUACAAAUUCUGUACACACGAAUGUUCUUUGAUAUCUCCCAUUUACCUUAGUGGGGUUCAUACUGGAGCACACCCCCAUUGAUUGUAUGCUUCGGUACAUAAUUCACCAGGCAAAGGGAAGGGGAGAAUGCAGAAAGAAGUAACCACCAAGGAGAAACACUUAGGAUGCUGUCAUCCCAAAAUCCACUCCCGAGAUUAGAACUGUCCAUGCUAGUAAAUGAUGGAAUAAUCACCAAUAAGUGCACACCACUCAUAUAAGUAGAGGUGGGUUUCAGGAACCAGUUUCCUGUAUUUUAAUGCUGAAUGUAAGAUGCUCCCAUUCUGAUCCAGCAUCUGUGCAAACUUGUUAGGUGGAUAUGUGGAUUGAAUGCCAGCUGCCGCCAGGCAGUCUGAAAAAGCACAAGCAGAACAAUUGUUAAAAUCUCUUCCCAUAACCCCCCUGGGAAGCAUUUCCUUGGAGAGCCCAGCUGCUCUGGAAUCAUGGCCCCUGGCCCCCAAACCCCUCAUGACAUCAGAAUAAAAAAAAACCUUGGCUGUAAAGACCAACAAGUAGGUGAAUGAAAUGUCAAGUUUGCCUCCAGGCAUCUGGUCUGUCAAGAAAGGCGGGAUAAUUUGUAUGGUCCACAGUGGCUUUUCUGUUGUCUUGAAAUGGAGGAAGAGCUGGAAAAGUCACCGGAAUCUUGGGUUAGCCCAUGGAGAGGUUCAAGCCCCUAGCUUGACAGCCAUGAUGAGAUGGGGGUGAGUUAGCAUUACUGUAACGAUGCUUCUGCCCAUUGCUGGUGACCCUCACCCUGUUUUUUCUGCAAAGGCAGUUAACUCGGUUCCUCUAAAACUUAGCAGAAAUAAAAGUCGUCGUAGUAAGUCAGCUUAACUUUCUCACUUUCCUCCCUUCUCAUCUGUCUCCGGCCACUUAAUACCCACCAUGCUGCAAUUAAUUGACUUGAUAUUUCAGUUGAUUACAUUCACACAUGAAUGUUAACAUCCAUGUGAAGCCACUACGAGUCUUUUUUUUUUUAAUUGCACUUUUAUUGAGAAGUUGCUACUUACAUUCCAUCAUAAGUAAACACCGUUCAGAAGCAAUGUCAAAAUCAUGUAAGGGACAAUGAGAUAGUAACGGGUGUUUAUAUAAAAGGCAUCUGUGGUAAUCCCUGCUUAGGAAUGCGUCUCUUGCACAUUUUGUGAACGUCUCAGAUAAAUUCUAGCACCUCGCCUUUAUUGGGUGACAAAUUCAGUACCUAAAAAUUACUCGAUGUGUGAUGUAAUUUUUGUUAGGUGCCUGGUUCUUGGGUUGCUGUCCCCAAACCAAACGAAAAUCUGAGACGCGUUAUCGAUCACACAGGCCUCUCUGCAGUGCGCGCUCUCUGAUUUCAGAGCCUGGCUCCCUCAUGAUUCAGUCAGCUAUUUGCCAUGCCAGCAUCUCUUACCUCCCAGAAACUAGAGGGACACCAAAGCAAAAAUCUAACGGACGUGUCAGCCUCUCCUAUAUGCGUGUGGACUUUGGCUACAGCUGUAUGUGAAGCAGAAACACAGCAGCACCUCCUAAAGUAACGUCAGAAAAGAUCUGGGCCUCUUUUUUUUCUCAGUUGAGGUGAAAACAUGAAAAAUUGUACUAUCCCCUGUGGUAUUUACAACACCCUGGUGAUGAACAUCCUUGGAAAAGCAGGCUUGUAAAGAGGCCUCCAGAAGCCCAGGUCAAAAAUCGCUGCCUGGUGGCAACAGAGAAAUUUCAGCCAGAAAUUGGAUAAUAUGCACAGAGGGAGAAGUUUCUCUUCAAGGAAGCUUGCUUCUACACAGAGGUUGGGCCAUCAGAAGCACGUGCAUCCGGCACACAGCUUCGCUGUGCUAAACUCCUCUGACAAUAAUGAGCACUUUACAUGUAUUAUCACAUCUGAGUCUUCCUCGUGGAUUUCCUGCUGUGUCUUGCAAGCAGCCACAGUUUUCCCUGAUUAUGUGCCAGUGUGAGAGCACAUCAGUGUGGCAAGUAGUUGUGGUUGUGUGUGUUUGCAAAAGGGGUCUGCUGUAUCACCACUGUGGGAGGGGGGAGAGUCAUAGUCUGCAUAGGAGUCCCAUAUUAAUUCCUGCUCCAGAAGCUCUUGUAUAGAAAUGCAGUGACUUCUAAAAAACAGCCCAGGAUUUAGGACUUUCUUUCUUUCUUUCUUUCUUUCUUUCUUUCUUUCUUUCUUUCUUUCUUUCUUUCUUUCUUUCUUUCUUUCUUUCUUUCUUUCUUUCUUUCUUUCCUUUCUCUUCUCUAUCUUUUUUUUUUUUUUUGCAUUUCCUGAGACACAUUUUGGAUUGGUGGGGGGGGAUAACACAAGUUGCGGGCAAUAACACAUAAACUGUACCUACCUCUUCAAUACAGCCAUUGUGAACAUUGCUCUACCCUUUCUGAGAUUUAUAUUUCUCUGUGAGAAAUUAUUGUAGCUGGGGCAAAGUAAGAAAUUGUCUUCUUUUUUUCUGUUUGCAUCUCCUUGUCCUUAAUAAACGGGUGGUAAAAAUAUUGUGAGCUAUAUGGAAUUCCACUGCCAAAUCUAACUUUUUAAAGAUAAUGUGAUUUUAUAAUUAUCCUAAAUCACCAUUCUGUGAUUUUCCCCCCUCCGUUGAAACCCCACACAUUUCUUGCAUUUGCUCAAUAACCUUCUUUCUAUUCCUUUUACUUUAGUAUUUGACUUUUAGAAGUCUUUUUAGAAAAAUAUUAAUAUAUAUAUAUAUAUAUAUAUAUAUAUAUAUAUAUAUAUAUAUAUAUAUAUAUAUAUAUAUAUAUAUAUAUUUAAGACACACUUUAAUUAUCUUUUUACAUAUGGAUAUUAGGACCAAAGAGAUUUUUUUGUUUUAAAAUCAUUAAUUAAAAAAAAUUAACAUUUUCUUAGGUUCUCAUUAUUAAACUUUUUAAAAACUCAACUGUGGAUUGGCAUAGAUCCCUUACUUAAAAUCAAACGCUGCUUUGGACCAUCAGUCGUAUGAGCAUAACUAGAGCUCAUUAAACAAGCCUUUCCCCAUUGUGGAAGCGCUUGGGCAGUAACGUUCACCAUUCAGCUCUCACCAGCCUUGUCUCCAGAAGACCAGGGAGACACUGUGCUCUCACUGCGAGGCCCAUCGAUUUAUCCAUGCGCCUAUUCUCCUUAUUUAAAUGGCGUCAGGGCUGCCCGAGUGAAAAACUCUUUUCCUAGCGGCAUCACAUCCUUUAUCUGCUUUGAAUUCUGUGUUCUUUGCAUGGGAAGUUGAGGGGGAUAAUUUAAUUCUCAAAUACUCUAGGUGGGAUUCUCCACUGGUAGCAGAGGCAGAAAGUGCUGUCAAGUGAUAGCUGACAGGGCAACACCUGUAAAGUUUUCAAGGCAAGAAAUGAACAUAGGUGAUUUGUCUUAGCCUGCCUCUGCUUAGCGACCUGGGUUUCCUUGGUCGUCUCCCGUCCACAUACAAGCUGGGGGCAACAUACUCAGCUUCCAAGACUUAACUAGCCUGAGCCAUCUCCCACUAGAACAAUGACAAUUCUCCCUUCCAUUCACACAAAAGUCAGUACAAAUUGGAUUGUGAGGAGAAGGGCUCAUUUUGUAGCAAGAGCUCUUUUGCAUAUUAGGCCCCACCCCCCUGAUGUAGCCAGUCCUCCUUGUACUAAGAGCCCUGUAAGCUCUUGGAGGAUUGGCUGCAUUAGGGGGGGUGUGGCCAAAUAUGCAAAGGAGCUACAAAUUGAGCUCUGGUGAGGACUAUGCCAAUUGAAGACAGACAGUGUUAUACAGCAUGUGUUAGGGGGAGAAAGCAGAGCUCCACUUAGAAUUGGUAGAGGCAAGCAGGGGUUUCUUUGUAGCAAAGUAGGCCCUGAUGUAGCCAAUCCUACAAGAGCUUACAGGGCUGUUAGUACAGGGCCUAAUGUAAGCUCCAGGAGGAUUGGCUACAUCAGGGUGUGUGGCCUACCAUGCGAGGAGUCCCUGCUGCAAAAAAGCCCUGGAGGCAAGGCCCAAGAGGGUUUCAUAAUCAAGCCUCCAUGCCAGUUAGAACUAUGCUGAAGCAGGGAAUGGUGGAUCUGGCCCCUUCUGUCUUCCAUUCUGUGGGACCAGCACAACAAAGGGAGCAAGGCUCUUUUUUCAAAGGACACGCAGAGAUUGGUACUCUCCAACAUUUCAAAGUAAAAUGGGGAUCUGCUGUUUUGGGGCUUCCUUGGAUGUUGUAAAGUAGAGUCACAAUGUCAGGAUGAAAUCAUCUUCCACUAAGUUGUGUGGUUUUGUUGUGGCAGGAAUUGACGCUCACGUGACUCAAAAGAAUUCAGUGCGUGGCUGCACUUUGGCUUGGAAAUGGUCCUGAAAAUGGUCAAAUGUCACGGUCUGUGUCCUUUCUUUGCAGAAAGAUUGCAAUCUGGACCGGGGGAAGGACUGUUUAUUGACACAUCAUCCACACAUGUUGAAAUGAAACCAGUGCUUUGCACAUCCUUGUUAAUUGUGUGUAUGUGUGUGCUGUCAAGUCACACCUGACGUACAUGGCCCUGUAGGGUUUUCAAGGCAAGAGACAUUCAGAGGGGGUCUGCCAUGGCCUACCUCCAUGUCACAAGCCUGGUAUUCCUUGGAGGUCUCCCAUUCAAAUACUAACCAGGGUCCCCCCUGCUUAGCUUCCAAGAUCAUCGGGGUCAGGGCAUCCUUGGUAACACCAGCUGAGAAAUCAGGAAGAAUCUAAUUUUUAUCCUGCUCCGUUCAAUGAGAGGUUUAGAACUGAUUUAACAUGAACGAUGUCAGGCCAAAUGGGAGUGGAUCUAAUGUGGAGUAUCUUGUGUCAGGGAGCAGCACUCCAUAGUGUACCAGAAUGCUCACUUUGGUCCUCUUGUGCCAUCUAGGAGAUGUGGAACCCCAUCCAGGUCCGCCAGAGCUGAACUUGGUGUCCUGGCACAUAAAAAAACUGUGGAAAUAAUAUUCUUUAAAAAGUUCUGUGAAGUGGUACUUAAGUGUUGCAUAGAGGAUUUAGUGUAGGCCGUAUAAACCGCUGGGUAGCAUUAUUUUUACCGUUCCCAAGCCCCCAUUCCUGUGCAAACCGUGUUGAAAUAAAUAGAGAUUACGCAGGGAACCAACUGCUUGUCUCUACGCGCAGCUUUGUGUAAAUGUGUUUGCCUAUGAAAGCACAAUUAUGUACAAACGAUAAAUGCCAUUUUUUUUUACUGUUGAAUUGUUUUUAGCAUUGAUAAGUCAACAUUUUGUAUAUCAAGUGAUGGAAACUAAGAUGUUUAUAAUUCUCUUCCAUUGGUUUUUAAAAAAUUUUUAUAAGAAUAAGUGAUGUAACAUAGCAUAUGAUGUUUGAUGGAAGAUGGAGAUUUAGAAUCGCUUGUAAGAUGUAAGAUUGGCAGAGCACAGAUUAAAAAAAAUCGGGGGGGGGGGGAUGUGUCACUAAAAAUUUAACCAGAAAUUUGGAGAAUUCGGACUGCAUGCCUAAAUAGACACUCCCCCCUCCCGAACUUCCUUCCAAGUCACAGUAAUUAGAAUGGGAAUAAUCUCAAUUAUUACUAAUAAAGCACUUUUUCAACUUUU
Messenger RNA from Heteronotia binoei (common prickly gecko), 10206 nucleotides. RefSeq names its product epidermal growth factor receptor (gene EGFR). The transcript is spliced from 28 exons. NCBI's taxonomy places the organism in Eukaryota, Metazoa, Chordata, Lepidosauria, Squamata, Gekkonidae. Gene Ontology annotation, molecular function: epidermal growth factor binding; epidermal growth factor receptor activity; ATP binding. Gene Ontology annotation, cellular component: basal plasma membrane; signaling receptor complex. The record is from RefSeq and is a predicted model, not a curated record. Gene Ontology annotation, biological process: cell differentiation; protein phosphorylation; positive regulation of kinase activity. The coding region runs from base 124 to 3618 and encodes 1164 amino acids.